AUGGGUGAAGCAGUGGUGGGCUUGAUCGGCAUGGGCGACAUGGGAAAGAUGUACGCUCGCAGGCUCAGCGAGGCUGGAUGGAGAGUACACGCCUGUGAUCUUCCAGACAAGUAUGAUUCGUUGGUUGAAGAAUUCAAGGACAGUCAGGAGAACGUAACGGUUUUCAAGAACGGCCACCACGUCUCGCGUAGCAGUGACUAUAUCAUCUACUCUGUUGAAGCAAAGAACAUCGAUGCCGUCGUCGCCGCCUAUGGUCCAUCAACCAAAAUGGGCGCCAUCGUCGGCGGCCAAACCUCCUGCAAAGCCCCCGAGAUGGCCGCGUUCGAAAAACACCUCCCCUCCGACGUCGAAAUCGUCUCGUGCCACUCCCUCCACGGCCCAGGAGUAAACCCGAAAGGCCAACCUUUGGUGCUAAUCCAACACCGCGCCUCAGACGCCAGCUACGACCUCGUGUCCAAGAUCUUGUCUUGCUUUGAGAGCAAGCAUGUCAAGCUUACAGCUGAGGCUCAUGAUCGCAUUACCGCGGACACACAGGCGGUCACGCAUGCUGCGUUUUUGUCAAUGGGUACUGCGUGGGCGGCGAACAACCAGUUUCCUUGGGAGAUGCCGAGGUAUGUGGGUGGCAUUGAGAAUGUCAAGAUCAACAUCACGUUGCGCAUCUAUGCAAACAAGUGGCACGUGUAUGCCGGUCUGGCCAUCUUGAAUCCAGCUGCCAAGCGUCAGAUCAAGCAGUAUGCUGAAUCCGUGACGGAUCUGUUCAAACUAAUGCUGGGAGGUCACAAGCAAGAAUUGAGAGACCGCAUUGAGAGUGCCAGAAAGGCAGUCUUUGGCAAUACUGAUGGCAGCAAAGGACAUGAAUUGCUGCUGCAAGAUGACUUGCUGGAUCAAUUUUCGCUCGGCAAGAAACCAGCUGCUGGCGAGAGGGUCAAGAACAAUCAUCUCAGUCUGUUGGCCAUGGUGGAUUGUUGGUGGAAGUUGGGAAUUGUGCCUUAUGAUCAUAUGAUCUGCUCUACACCGCUCUUUCGUCUCUGGCUAGGCAUCACCGAAUACCUCUUCCGCAAGCCAGAACUGCUGGACGAAGUCAUCGAGACCGCAAUCAACGACAACACUUUCCGUCGCGAUGAUCUAGAGUUCACAUUCGCUGCUAGGGACUGGUCCGAACGCGUCUCCUUUGGCAACAUGGACGGCUACCGCAGCAAAUUCGAAAAGAUACAAUCGUACUUUGCUCCUCGUUUCCCCGAGGCUACUCGCGUGGGCAAUGAGAUGAUCAAGACGAUUGAGGAGAGUCUGAGACAGAGAAAGGGUGAGGACAGUACUUGA
Aureobasidium namibiae CBS 147.97 is the source of this 1320-nucleotide messenger RNA. Its product is annotated as prephenate dehydrogenase. The transcript has 6 exons. The record is from RefSeq and is a predicted model, not a curated record. Gene Ontology annotation, molecular function: prephenate dehydrogenase (NADP+) activity; NADP binding; NAD+ binding. Bases 1 to 1320 code for a protein of 439 amino acids. Gene Ontology annotation, biological process: L-tyrosine biosynthetic process. Lineage: Eukaryota; Fungi; Ascomycota; Dothideomycetes; Dothideales; Saccotheciaceae.